This is a messenger RNA of Racocetra fulgida, 657 nucleotides long. NCBI's taxonomy places the organism in Eukaryota, Fungi, Glomeromycota, Glomeromycetes, Diversisporales, Gigasporaceae. The record is from the annotation of a GenBank genome assembly.
AUGUCUCAACAAAACAUAAACAGUUACGAUUAUAAUUAUGAUUUUAAACAACAAGCAUACCCUUCAAACACUUAUUCUACAUUUAUUCCAACAGAAACAAAUUUCACUCAACAAUCUCUUUACGCGUCAAAUUAUCCAAUUUAUAACGAUUAUGACCAUAUUUCUAUGGGACAUUUUGGGAAUACACUUAUCGACGAUGGAUUUGAAAAUGAUCAAGUAGAAUAUGCAACACCUGAGUCAUAUCCUGAAUCAUAUCGAUAUUCACAAACUUUUGAACAAAAUGAAGGAAUACCAUCACCAUGUAAUUCUUUAGUCCUUUGCCAAUCUCAGAACAAUCCAAUAUUUUCAGCGCCCUCAGCCACUAUUAUUCAUCAACAACCUAUAAAUCCAAUUGAAUCCCUAAUAGAAGAACAAAACAACGAUCAUAUUUCCUCAAAAUACUCUAUCAAAAAGACUUCUACAAUGAUAAUUCGAUCGGAAACAUCACCUGAAACCCUAAAAAAAUAUGAGACGUGCGAAGAAUAUGUAAUAUACUAUGAAAAACGAUGUCAAGUUCAUGAAGAUGGCGAAAUGGAGACUUUUGAAGAGCAAGUGAUUAAAAUGGAUAAAAGAGUGAAAGUUGAAGUUCUUAAUGUUAAUAGAAGUAUUGAAAUUUGA